This is a messenger RNA of Sardina pilchardus (European sardine), 433 nucleotides long. RefSeq names its product ribonuclease inhibitor-like. The record is from RefSeq and is a predicted model, not a curated record. Gene Ontology annotation, cellular component: cytoplasm. Gene Ontology annotation, molecular function: protein binding. NCBI's taxonomy places the organism in Eukaryota, Metazoa, Chordata, Actinopteri, Clupeiformes, Clupeidae. The transcript is spliced from 3 exons. The coding region runs from base 155 to 433 and encodes 92 amino acids.
CGACAACAGUAUUGGAGAUAUUGGGGUCCAAGAAUUGUGUAGUGGACUGGGUAACCCAAACUGUGCACUGGAGAAACUCAGCCUGUCAUACUGCAGUAUUGGAGAGGAAGGCUUCAGAGCUCUUGCAUCAGCACUGAGAUCAAACCCCUCACACAUGAGAGAGCUGCAGCUGAGUGAGAAUAAAGCAGGAGACUCAGGAGUGAAGCAAGUUUCUUCUCUUCUGGAGGAUCCCAACUGUAAACUGGAGAAACUACAACUCUUUGACUGCAGUAUCACAGAGAAGGGCUAUGCCAGUCUGGCUUCAGCGCUGAGGUCAAAUCCCAAAUACCUCAGAGAGCUUGAUCUCAGAGGAAAUGAUCCAGGGAAAUCUGGAGUCAAACUUCUCUUGGACCUGAAGGAGGAGUCACAGUGUACAUUGAGCAAUGUCCAGUAA